AUGCUUCGAAUAUGCAUACAAAAAGAUUCUCGCCUCAUAACUGUACUCGGAAGUGAGGCUCAGCUAGAAAUAUUCAGCUUGACACAGAACUUAUGCAAGGAUCGCCUGAACUGGCUCUGCGAUCUGAAGUCUUCGGGACAGCAGAUCUUCGAAAUUAAGCCAAGCGCGAGACCUGAUGCCACGGACGAUUGCUGGUUUGAGUCUGGACACCGAGCGGAGACGAAUUCAGGGAAGUCCAUCCUCCUGCUGAUUAACCACCUCUCAGACAGGCUCGGUGACGCGGUUGAAUUGCCAAUAGUCCCAACGAUUGGAUUCUAG
Protopolystoma xenopodis is the source of this 318-nucleotide messenger RNA. The record is from the annotation of a GenBank genome assembly. NCBI's taxonomy places the organism in Eukaryota, Metazoa, Platyhelminthes, Monogenea, Polystomatidea, Polystomatidae.